Micromonas pusilla CCMP1545 is the source of this 1758-nucleotide messenger RNA. RefSeq lists its product as uncharacterized. NCBI's taxonomy places the organism in Eukaryota, Viridiplantae, Chlorophyta, Mamiellophyceae, Mamiellales, Mamiellaceae. The record is from RefSeq and is a predicted model, not a curated record. The transcript has 4 exons. Bases 19 to 1680 code for a protein of 553 amino acids. Gene Ontology annotation, cellular component: chloroplast envelope.
CACGAACGCACGCGCACGAUGAUCGCGUCGUCGUCGACGACGACGCUCGCGUCGCCCGCCGCGACGACGGCCGUCGCCGCCGCGACGAGGAGGGCGACGGUCGCGCGCGCGGUCCCGCGCGCGCUCGCCGCGGCGGGAUCGCUCGGAUCGAGAUCUCGCGCCGCGAUCGCGGGAGCGAGCGCGAACCGCGCGGUCGUCGUCCGCCUCGCUCGCGGCGUCCGCGCGACGCGCCCGCUCCCCUCUUCCUCUCCGCGGCGCGCCGGGCGCGUCGCGGUCGCGCCGCGCGCGGCGGCGUCGAACCCGUUCGCCGCGGACGCCUCCGGCGGCGUCUUCUCGCGCCCGCCGCGGUCCGUCGUCGAGUCCGAGUCCGUCGCGAAGUCGAUCCGCGAGCCGGUCGAGAACGCGAUCGAAUCGCUCGGUCUCGCGGUCACCGUCGGCGACGUCGCCGCCGCCGCGGGCGUGAAACUCUCCGACGCCGAGCGCGCGAUGACCGCGCUCGCGGCGGACACGGGCGCGGCGCUGGAGGUGUCGAGCGAGGGCGACCUCCUGUACGUCUUCGACGCGGGGUUCCGAUCUAAGCUCGCGUCCAAGUCGCUGCGCAUCCGCGCCGAGCCCGCGCUGGAGACGGCGGGGAAGGUGGGCUCCUACCUCGCGCGCGUGACGUUCGGGACGACCCUCGUCGCGUCCAUCGCGAUUGUUUACACCGCGAUCGCGGCGUUGCUCUCGAACCGCGACGAUCGCGACCGGAGAGACGACCGCGGCGGCGGCGGCGGCGGGAUGUUCUUCGGGCCGAGAAUGUACUUUUCCCCGUUCGACGUGUUCUGGUAUUUCGAUCCGUACUACUACGAGCGGCGCGCGUACAACGCCGCGCGCGAGGGCGCGAAGGACAUGAACUUCUUCGAGGCGGUGUUCUCGUUCGUGUUCGGGGACGGCGACCCGAACAAAGACUUCGAGGCGAAGCGUUGGGCGCUGGCGGGGUUGGCGAUUCAAAAGAGCGGCGGCGUCGUCGCCGCCGAUCAGCUCGCGCCGUAUCUGGAGCGCGAUCCGAACGACCCGGACGACGAGAGCUUCGUCCUCCCCGCGCUCGUGCGAUUCAACGGCGCGCCGGAGGUGGACGAGAGCUCGGGGGAGAUCGUGUACCGGUUCGAAUCCAUGGAGGCCACCGGCGGCGGAAAGUACGGCGGGUUCAGCACCGCGAUGGCGGAGGAGGAGCCGUACGUCUUCUCGCUCGCGACACAGGCGCAGCGGGCGAUGGCCGCGGGGUUGGGCGCGCUGAAUUUCGUCGGCGUCGUCGUCUUGGGGAGGCUGUGCGUCGAUCCGCAGAUCGUCGCGCAAAAAGCGCAGCUGGUGCAAGCCGUCUCGGCGCUGCUCCCGGGGCUGAGCGCGUACGCGGUGGCGUUUUUCGCCAUCCCCGCGCUUCGAUGGGCGUGGUGCCAGCGGAAGAACGCCGGGAUCGAGGAGAGGAACGCGGCGCGGAUGGACGCGUCGAAGAGCCUGAUGCGACCGGGAAAGCUUCUCGCGGCGAAGUUGGAAGCGGCGAAGCGCACGCGGGGCAGGGGCGGGCGGCGGAGAGUCGCGAGCGGCGGCGACGACAACGUGUUCUCGUCCGCGAAGAGCGCGAGCGAUUUCGAGGCGGACGACUUCGUGCGGCGGUUGCGAGAGCGCACGGGAGAGAAGUGAGGAGGAGGAGGAGAAGUAGUAGGAGGGCGCAGUCCCGUGCUGUGGUCGGAAUAAAAGAACGUCGACUGAUUUUGUUUC